This is a messenger RNA of Orcinus orca (killer whale), 1287 nucleotides long. RefSeq names its product fibronectin type III domain containing 4 (gene FNDC4). Gene Ontology annotation, molecular function: protein binding. The transcript has 6 exons. NCBI's taxonomy places the organism in Eukaryota, Metazoa, Chordata, Mammalia, Artiodactyla, Delphinidae. Bases 16 to 708 code for a protein of 230 amino acids. The record is from RefSeq and is a predicted model, not a curated record.
CUGGAUGUCAAACGGAUGCCCCAGUGCCUCCCAGAGGACUCGGUGGGGACCAUGGCUUCGCUAAUGCCCCUCUCUCCAUAUCUAAGCCCCACUGUCCUCCUGCUGGUCAGUUGUGACCUGGGCUUUGUACGAGCAGACCGGCCUCCCUCUCCUGUGAAUGUGACAGUCACUCACCUCAGAGCCAACUCGGCCACUGUGUCUUGGGACGUCCCAGAAGGCAACAUCGUCAUUGGCUACUCCAUUUCCCAGCAACGACAGAAUGGACCGGGGCAACGUGUGAUCCGGGAGGUGAACACCACCACUCGGGCCUGUGCCCUCUGGGGCCUGGCUGAAGACAGUGACUACACAGUGCAGGUCAGGAGCAUCGGCCUUCGGGGAGAGAGCCCCCCAGGGCCGCGGGUGCACUUCCGAACUCUCAAGGGUUCUGACCGGCUACCCUCAAACAGCUCGAGCCCAGGUGAUAUCACAGUGGAGGGUCUAGAUGGAGAGCGACCUCUGCAGACGGGGGAAGUGGUCAUCAUUGUGGUGGUGUUGCUCAUGUGGGCUGCUGUAAUUGGGCUAUUCUGCCGUCAGUAUGACAUCAUCAAGGACAAUGACUCCAACAAUAACCCCAAGGAGAAGGGGAAGGGACCGGAACAGAGUCCUCAGGGAAGGCCAGUGGGGGCGAGACAGAAAAACUCACCCUCCGUCAACACCAUUGACGUAUGAGUGAAGAAACAGAACCAGAAGACAGAUGCACUAACAUCUUGGGGUUGGGGAUGGGGUCAGGGAGAGCCCAAGAUGGUGAUUUGCCCAAGACUGAAGGAUCCCACAGUCUCCCAGAGGGUAAUGACACUCCCACAAUCUCAGGCCUGGCAUCCAUUCUCUUUCCACUGUGAGCAGGGCCAGAAGGUAGGUCUGUUAGGGUCUGAGCCCCUGGACCUGGGGAAUGGAUAUCAGAUGGGAUAUGUCCUUCCAUCCCCCAGGUCCAGGAGAGAGUCACUUGUUCAACCCUAUCCCAUUAGGUCCCAAAUGGGGCCCCCAUUUCACCUGCAUCAGAAUCCUUGGCAUCCCCAGCUGCCCCCACAUCUUGCCUCUGGGUCUCAGAGAGGAGUGUUUCUGUGGGUACGCCACCUCCCCCAGCAAAUAAAAGGAAUUGUCUGGGCCUGGAGACAGAUGCUGCACUGCACUACUCCAAUGUCUUCCAUGGAGCCUCAGGUGCGCCCCCUCUCACCUGGCAGCCCCUUCAGCUGCUGGUGAUCUCACUCCUUGGACAUUUUUCCAAUAAAGUUUCUUGGACAAACUGGA